Messenger RNA from Dicrocoelium dendriticum, 1073 nucleotides. Lineage: Eukaryota; Metazoa; Platyhelminthes; Trematoda; Plagiorchiida; Dicrocoeliidae. The record is from the annotation of a GenBank genome assembly.
GCUGGCUAUUUCCAUGUUCUACCAACGCACCUUCUUUUGGGAGUACCAUGCGCUUCCAUGAAACUGAAUGUCUCCUUCCAUCUUGAUUGCCUUUUCACUUUCGCCCAACUGUUGUUUUUGCUAGCUGUCAUACGGUCUGGAUUUCUCAACCAUGGCUCGAAAUCUGAUCCAAGUAUACGAUGGUCCGGGUGCUUGCAAAGGAGCCUACAUCCAAUUAUUGAAUUCACUUCGCAAGUGGGCUCCCGGAUUCACGAUCAUUGAAACCAAUGGAAAACUUAUUCAGGAACGACAUCGGUUCAACGAUACGAUUCUUCUGUGUUUUGGUGGGGGAUACGAUGUUGGCUUCCUUCGCUCAUUAGGACUAGCGGGCUGCGCCUCAGUGAAACGGUUUGUCCAGGAUGGUGGUCGGUAUCUAGGCAUAUGUGCCGGCGGUUAUUUUGCCUCAAAGAAGUGCAUGUUUGACAAAAACGGGCCUCUGGAAGUUUGCGGUCCUAGGUUCACAGGAUUAUUUGAAGGAAUUGCCGUUGGUCCCUAUUUUCCAGGCUUCAAGUACGAUUCUGAAGAUGGAAGCUAUGCUGUGCCCAUCAAAGCUGCUUGCUCCCACAUUUCGCCACAAUCUACCAUAGUUUAUUUUAAUGGAGGAUGCAGUUUCCAAUGUGACGAUUGGCCGCGUUCCAAGGCCUUGUACUACUACGCCAAUUCCACAGAUGCCGCUAUUAUUGUCUCCCGUUUGGGUGAUGGCUGGAGUAUUCUAAGUGGAGUACAUUUCGAAUACGAUCUUACACUUCUUCGGGCUUCAAAUCCAAAUCCAAGUCAGCGCUCCCUCGACGUUUACGCUCAAUUAGCACCGAUGGAAGAUUCUUGUUUGCAGUUAUGUCGGAAUUUGAUUGUAUCACUUUUAAGCGCUGACGAUACACUCAUCAGUGACUUAUGCAGAAAUUGAUUCAUCCCUUGUAACUGUGUUUCUUAUGCGGACUUUUCUGUUAAACCUAUUUUCUUAUUAUCUCACCUACCCAUUAUUCAUCAACUGAUGUCAAGUUUUCUCACUACCAUAACCUAUACUUAUCGCGUAA